Molecule: messenger RNA, 4653 nt
Organism: Pomacea canaliculata
Lineage: Eukaryota; Metazoa; Mollusca; Gastropoda; Architaenioglossa; Ampullariidae
Product: glycerol-3-phosphate acyltransferase 3-like
Exons: 15
Coding region: 90-1490 (466 amino acids)
Biological process (GO): triglyceride biosynthetic process
Cellular component (GO): endoplasmic reticulum
Molecular function (GO): glycerol-3-phosphate O-acyltransferase activity
Source: RefSeq, a predicted model, not a curated record
ACAUUCCCGUAUCUAAAUAAAAAGCCUUGACAUUGACCUUUGCAACCCUACCAUUUUGAGAACAGCUCGAGAAACAGCGGCAUGCAUAAAUGUAUGACAGUUUGUUGAAAAUGGUGUUUUUAACCGAGCAGCUGUUAAUAACUUUGCUAUCAUUUUUAUUUCUUCCAGUUUUAAUCCUUCUUCUGAUCACUAUAGCUCUUGCAUCAGUUGGAAAAUCACUGGGAAUACGCCGCAGAUAUGUGGCUUUGUUGUUGAGAGUCUUUGAGUAUAUUGGCACAAAGCUUGUAGACCAACAGGAAAAUGAAGAAGAUGAAGAGAGUGACAUAGAGGAGGAGAAGGUCAAUCAAGAACAAAUCAUUGAAACAGAAAGCAGCAUUGGGGAAACUGGUCAUGUGAUCAAGCGAGACUUUGCAAUAUCCGUCUCCCAAGGGCUGACCCGUCCAGAGUGGGAACCAUUAAAGAAAAAUUUUGAACUUUCUGAUAUUUGUCACUUCUCCAAAUGUGGUAUAGAGGCUAUUAUUGAAGAUGACGUCACCAAACGGUUCAAUGCUCAUGAGCUGGAAUCUUGGAAUCUUCUCACAAGAAGCAACAAAGGAUACCCUCUAACCAAAAACAUUCGCCUUACAGUAUUGUGGUGCAUUGGAUUUUUUGUGCGCUAUGUGCUGCUGUUUCCCUUCAGGCUUGCACUGGCUAUCAUAGGAAUUUUGUGGCUUAUUGUGUCAACUGCUUUCAUUGGUUACCUUCCUCCAAGCAGAUUCAAGAGAUGUUUGAACCAGUAUGCAACACUGAUGUGUUUUCGCUUAUUGGCUAGGUCCUGCUCUGCUGUUAUCACCUUUCACAAUGAGCAGAAUAAAGCAAAAAAUGGAAUUGUUGUAGCAAAUCAUACAUCACCGAUUGACGUCAUUGUGCUUUCCUGUGACAAUUGCUAUGCAAUGGUUGGUCAGGCUCAAGGAGGGCUCCUAGGGGUGUUGCAGCGAGCUAUGGGACGGGCCACUGCCCAUGUUUGGUUUGAAAGAUCAGAGAUGAAAGACAGGCAUCUUGUGGCCAAAAGAUUGAAGGAACAUGUUCAAGAUGCUAGCAAGCUUCCAAUGCUAAUAUUUCCAGAAGGAACUUGCAUAAACAAUACAUCAGUAAUGAUGUUCAAAAAGGGAAGCUUUGAAGUGGCAACAACAAUAUAUCCAGUGGCUAUCAAGUAUGAUCUCAGGUUUGGUGAUGCCUUUUGGGACAGCAGCAAACAUGGGAUGGUGAGUCAUCUAUUUAAUAUUUUGACCAGCUGGGCCCUUGUCUGUGACAUCUGGUACCUGCAGCCUAUGGUCAAAACGGAAAGAGAAGAUGCUGUAGAGUUUGCCAACCGUGUGAAAAGAGAGAUUGCACAGCAAGGAGGCCUAGUGGACCUAGAUUGGGAUGGACAGCUUAAGAGGAUGCAGGCAAAGGAGGCCUGGAAGAAAAAGCCCCAGGAGCAGUACAGCAACAUGUUGAAAGUGGAAUAAAGUUAAGAACAGCCUGGUAUCCUGCAACAGCCAUGACCAUGAUUUUACGCUUCAUGCACCAAGGCGCAGUGAUUACGUCCACUGCUUUAGUUGUCUAGAGGGUUGCCAAGAGUGCAAGCUUGUGACUGUUGAAAAAAACUUGAACUGUGUAUCAAAAACUCGGACAACAUAAGUAGGUCUGCCCUUACAUAGAAGGAAGUAUGAUUUGGAUGUGCACACCACGUAAAAAUCUUGAGAUGCUCAAAAUGAGGGAACUGACCACUUUCAGAAUAAACAGGCAGGGAAUUGGCUUGAUUGGAUGUACUGAUAAAACUGCUCCGUAUCUCAAGUGUUGAUGUGAUGAUAAAGCUGAUCACCUUUUUUGCUGGGCCGGGUGGGUAAGGCAAUGAUGACUAUAAUGAUAAACUAAUUGAGUUGGUAGUAGGGAGGGUAGUGAAAGUGGGAUUCUUUCAAGAUUAAAUCAGUUCGACCUCCGUAACUUGAGGACACAUACAGCUAGCUCAAGAAUGUUAGCAAUAAAUGUUUUUAAUACCAUUAAUUUCAAAAGUGGAAACCAAGUUGUUCAUUUUGAAGAUCUGUAAUUUUGUGAACAUGUUUGACAUAUCGUUUCAUUUUUAAAAAAAUGUUAAGCAAGAACUAAUGUGGUCACUGAGAUUAGCAUGGAUUUAUGUGGAUGGUCAAGGGGGUGGGAUGUGAAGUGUACAUAUUUCAACUCUACUUAAUGAAGAUUACUAGUACAUCACAUUUCCUGAUGCUUUGGUUCAAUAUAAUUUGCAAAAGAUAGCCAUUUGAGUAUAAGGAAGUGUGAAUAAACACAUAACUGCACUGCUGAAGAAGGGGUGUCAUCGUUUCUACUUAGUUGUGCUGCUUCUGUCCUUGUCAAAGAAAUUUUUUAGGUACAUUUCAAAAAAUGUAAAUGUGAAAAUGAAAGUCACCAAUACUUAAUUGGUGUAGCAAAGAAUUCAGAGUUAUUUUUCUAUAAUAUUCAGAUGCACCUUUUCAAAGUUGACAACCAGUCCCCAAUUGUUCGCAAGGGAACUCUGCUGUGUUGACAGAGACUUUUUUUUUAACUGUUGUUGAUGUGUCCUACACGAACUAUGUUCUUAUGUGUAAUUGUAUUUGCUUGCAGACAAUCCUUUAUGAGGUAGAUUUUUUAGUUUUGGUUUUUUGGGGGGAGGGAAUGUUUUAUCUCUUGGCUUUACACUUUGCAAUUAAGAAAAGUAAUUUAAAAAAAUUAUAACAGGUGCUUAGAUUUACUUUUAUAUCAUAUUUUGGGACUUGCAGGAAAAAAAGGUCUCAGUGUAAUAAUAAUAAAUGCAAAACUUUUUAAAGUGCAUACUGCCACUACUAAGGAGUAUGCUCUUAAGAACAAGAACAAACAUGGACAGCAAAACAAAUAACAUAUAAGCUAUAAAAGAAUUAACAACUGUACUAAAUGAAGAAUAAAAUCAGAGUCCAUCGAUAAUUUCUAAAGUUCAGCUUGUUGAAAGUGAUUCCCUAUUAGGGGCAAAAAGUUGACAGGAAGCUUGCAAAAACCCCAGAGGAUGUUUUGUGUACCAUGUGACAGAAAUACGUGCCAUAUCAAGAUCUAGACCACUAUCUAGUCCUGGCAGUUCAGUGCAUUGAUUUCAGUGGGCUGGCUUCAUGGAACUUCAUUUUUCAUCUCAGAUAUUUUUCCCUAUAAAUUAAGCUUUUGAUACCCAGCUGCUGAUGCUUCAAUAAUAGUCAUUUUGGAGUAUGUUUGUAUUUGGUAUUAUGUAAAAAAAUUUGAGUUGAUGCUGCAGGUGGGAGUCCCAAAGAAACUGCAGAUCUGAUUUGUUUAGUCGAUAUUGUUUUCUGUGUUGUGAAUGCAGGCUAAUAAAAUUCUUCUAAAGAAAACAACCCCCUCAAAACUGCUGCAUUAUUCAUGGCUGCGUGGCCCUAUGCUCCUCAAGGAGUAACAAGGACUAAACUAUUUAUGUCUGCAUCAAAUUGACCGACACUUCUUCCAUCCUUGAUGGCAUAUAAAUUUUGAAAAUUGCUUUUAUAAUACUUUACCUAAAUAAAAUAAAAAAGCAAAAUUGUAUUUUUUAACGGUGUACAUAUAAACUGAAGAACAUCUCAAGGAUGUUUGUGGAAACUUUUUUUAAAAAAUUGGACAUCAUUUUAUGUGACUAAUACCCAUAAAUUUCCUAAAUCAAAAAAUCAGAUGCAACAUAGUUCAUUUUACGUCUCACAAUGAUAAAUUGUUGUCCAAACUAAUCUGUUCAAGUGUUUUCACAUUUUUUUAAAUGUCAAAUGUAAGGGAAGAUGGGUAGCUUAUGCCUUGGCAUUUCAUGGGCAAACUUAGAUUGCAGAUGACUUGCAUAUUGCGAGCUUUCACUCUACUGAUCAGAGAGUUGCCACAUUUAAAAGACCCACUAAUCGCUAAAAAUGGGCAUUAUUUUGUCUUGUUACCAACAAGUGAUUAUGGGUAUUGUAUUUACAUGAUUAUGUGCAAAUUUUUAUUAAUGCAGUCUUGUUCCAAUUUGUAUAAUUUCCUUUUACAACUGUUUGUAGGAUCAUUUACCUGCCACAAGCAGAAAAUAGUGGGUCUGCAUUUUUCUAAAAUUAAACUAUCACAAGACCUCAUUUGUGUUUUGCUCAGCAACACCAUUAAGUUUGAGGCAAAAACUUUCACAUUUCACUUUCUUUUGUUAUCCAAAUUAAUAAUAAUUUUUAAAAGAAGGUAUGUGGGAGAGGUAAGAAAACCAUGAAUGAUAACCAUCUUGUACUUACUAUCCACUGCAGCCUGAUAAAUGCCAUAGAGCAAUGGGGUCAGGAAAAUGAAAUUGUUGUGAACUUAGUGUGAGCAAAGAUCUUAACACCAUGCUUUGUUGACUUAUGGGGUAGUGACUAAUAGAUCCGAACAGCUGAGCAUAUUUGUACAAGCAUAUAAUUAAAGUAAGGUCGGAUAAUUUAGAGAUCCUGGUUGCAGGACUCAAUUAUUCAGUGGAUAAAUCCUAAUAAAGGAGUACAUAUGAAUAUGUUCCCUGUGAAGUAAUGUGUAUGGAUGAGAAUGUGGUGUGCACUAGACAUGGUUCCUUAAACAAUUGCAUAGUCCUCCCCCAAAAUGUAAAAUACCCACUAAGUACCUAACUAAGAAUCUUGUUAAACACAUGGCAUUAAAUUUUUUUACCACAUC